Molecule: messenger RNA, 1418 nt
Organism: Melanotaenia boesemani (Boeseman's rainbowfish)
Lineage: Eukaryota; Metazoa; Chordata; Actinopteri; Atheriniformes; Melanotaeniidae
Product: keratin, type I cytoskeletal 13-like
Exons: 8
Coding region: 49-1323 (424 amino acids)
Molecular function (GO): structural molecule activity
Source: RefSeq, a predicted model, not a curated record
AGCUCCUCACUCUCUGUGUCGCCUCCAGCAGCAGAAACAGCAUCCACCAUGGCCACCCUCAUCUCUCAGUCUUCCUCCCGCUCCGUCAGGUCCUCCAUGGGGGCCUCCAGCGGCUCCAUGAUCGGCUACGGCGGCGGGUCAAGGAUCUCAUCCAUGAGAGCCGGCAGCGUGUACGGCGGGGCUGGAGGCUCCGGGGUCCGCAUCUCCUCCUCCUCCAUGGGUGGAGGCUUUGGUGGCGGCUACUCCACGAGCUACAGCUCCUCCGGCGUGGAGGACAACCUCAUCGGCAACGAGAAGUUCACCAUGCAGAACCUGAACGACCGCCUGGCUACCUACCUGGCCAAGGUGCGCUCCCUGGAGAAGGCCAACGCCGACCUGGAGCUGAAGAUCCGGCAGUUUGUGGACAACAAGGCUGGCCCCGCCACCCGGGACCACACCUCCUUCUUCGCCACCAUCUCUGAGAUCACCGGGAAGAUUCAGAACGCCAUCAGGGUGAACGGAGCCGUCCACCUCGGCAUUGACAACGCUCGCCUGGCUGCUGAGGACUUCAGGACCAAGUACGAGAACGAGCUGGCCAUGCGGCAGUCGGUGGAGGCCGACAUCGCCGGGCUCAGGAAGGUCCUGGACGACCUGACGCUGGCUAGGACCGACCUGGAGAUGCAGAUCGAGGGCCUGAGGGAGGAGCUGAUCUUCCUCAAGAAGAACCACCAGGAGGAGAUGCUCGCCAUGCGCGCUCAGAUGUCCGGACAGGUGCACGUGGAGGUGGACGCCGCUCCCGGACAGGACCUCACAAAGGUCAUGGCUGAGAUCAGAGAGCACUACGAAGCCGUCACCGCCAAGAACCAGAGAGACCUGGAGUCCUGGUUCCAGACCAAGACAGAGACUCUGAACAAAGAGGUCAUCACUCAGACCACCACGCUGCAGACGUCCAGAAGCGAAGUGACGGAGGUCAAGCGUACGCUGCAGUCUCUGGAGAUCGAGCUGCAGUCCAUGCUGGGCAUGAAAGCGUCUCUGGAGGCGACUCUGGCCGAGACUCAGAACAGAUACUCCAUGCAGCUCUCCGGGUACCAGGUGCAGGUGAUGUCUCUGGAGGAGCAGCUGGUGCAGCUGAGGGCCGACCUGGAGCGUCAGAGACACGAGUACCAGAUGCUGCUGGACAUCAAGACCAGGCUGGAGAUGGAGAUCGCUGAGUACAGGAGGCUGCUGGACGGGGAGACGGCCAGCAGCUCUUCGUCCACCACCACCACGACCAGGCGGGUGGUGACAGUGGUGGAGCAGGUGGUCGAUGGGAAGGUGGUCUCCUCUUCAACGACAUCCUCCUGAGCUUCGGUGAAAUGAGCCAGCCAAUCAGGACGUCCGUCUUCUCUCUGUUCGCUGACCUCAGAUCAGCUGUGAUAAUAAAGGAGAGUCCAGAUUUA